Microplitis mediator is the source of this 1720-nucleotide messenger RNA. RefSeq names its product NF-kappa-B inhibitor cactus-like. The record is from RefSeq and is a predicted model, not a curated record. NCBI's taxonomy places the organism in Eukaryota, Metazoa, Arthropoda, Insecta, Hymenoptera, Braconidae. Gene Ontology annotation, molecular function: protein binding. Bases 470 to 1708 code for a protein of 412 amino acids. The transcript has 3 exons.
UUCAUCCAGUCUGUUGUUGAACAGCAGCAAGUUUGUUUGGUUAUGGUAGUAUAGAAACCACAAAGUUUUUUUUUAUAAUUGUGCUUUAAUAAAUAUUAUUUUAGCAAUUAAAAUUAAUUGCUUACAUUUGUGAAAAUCAAAUCACAAGAAUUUGAAUUAUUCUUAAAUUAUUACGAAUCGAACGAACUAGAUUGCGAAACGCAAAUACUUGUGUUGUCUUGCCACUGGUCUUGCAUAGGAGCCAUUGAUAUUUGUGUUGAAAAUUUGUGCGCGAUUUAAAAUUUUAAAUAAUUAUUAUUAUUUACAACAACGAACGAAUUAACUGCUGAUGAUAUCGAACGUCAUUUUAAUUUUAAUAGACAAUUUAAAAUAAUUAUAUAUAAAUAUAUAUAUUUAUUUAUUUAUUAACUAUAAAACAAGUGUUUGAGCAAUUUAUUUAUUUUUAUUUAUUAAUAAUAAUAACAUUAAAAUGUGGAGACAAUCAGGAGCAAAACAGUCAAUGGACAAGAAUGUUUCAGAUAAAGAUAAAAAAGUUGGGGAGCAGGACUCCGGAACAGUCGACUCGGGUUUCCUUUCAUCUGGAAAUAUUAUUUUGAGUUCUUCAGAGCUCAGCGGUGAGCUUCUGAGCUCAUCUAUUUCGUCUUACAUCGACGAAAAAGAAACUGAGCUUGAAUGCGAAGGACAAGAGGACGUGGACGCCCCGUUUUCAAAGUGUCAAGUUGCUGAUGAAAAAUCAGUUCAAGUUGAUAGUGGUCUUGAUCUCGGCAUCUGCGAAAGUUUGAGUAUGGAUUUGGAAAAAGUAUCUCUGAACCCGCUCCAGGGAAAAACUCUGACACAAUCGGAGCCCGCACUUGAGCCCAUCGAGGACAAAGAAGAGGAUAAUGAGGAAAAAAAAUCAUUUCCGCCCAAGAUUCUUCAAUGGGAGAUGUACUACCAACAAAAUAGCGAUGGUGAUACACAAUUGCACGUGGCAAUUAUUUUUGGAGGUUUCGAGGAUGCUGCAUGGAAACUCAUUGAAAUGGCGCCAGAUUCCCGUCUGCUGGACAUUCUAAAUGACCAUGGACAGAGUCCAUUACACUUGGCCGUACUUACUAACCAAGUGAGAAUUACUAGACGUUUGAUUCUUGGGGGCGCAAAUCCAUCUGUCCGGGACAUUGAAGGAAAUACUCCACUUCACUUAGCCUGCAUAAACGGGGAUUUAUAUUCAGCUUACGCUCUAACUGACCCACUCUCAAACUUCGAGCGUUCUCACCUCGGGCCAAAUUGCAAAAUUCCUGCUUUACCACAAGAUUUAGAACAACGAAACUAUAAAGGACAAAUGUGCAUCCAUAUCGCCGCCAAAAAUGAUCACGCAGACAUCAUGCGAUUGUUGUUGCGGCUUGGAGCAAAUCUUGAAGCAAGAGAAGGCUUGGGGGGAAAAACGGCGCUUCAUAUUGCCGUUGAAUCCAACUGUCACUCUGUUUUAAAUUUUAUUUUGAACGAGUGCAGACCCUGUUUCGACACACCGAAUUACGCAGGAUUAACCGCGUAUCAAUUGGCUGCGUGUAUCAAUAUGCAAUUAGCAAACAAACUCGUACAGUUUGGUGCCGAUCCAAAGUACAAGCCUGAAUCUGAUUCAGACAUAAGUGAUGAUUCGGAAAGUGACGAAGAACUUUACGUGCCAGAGCUUCCAAGACAUAGACAUCAAGAUUGCGGUCUUACUGUAUAAGAAAAAAAAUAU